UUCCUUAACCUCCUCCAUUUCUCUAUCUCCGCAGCGCGCAGUCUAUCUGCCAGCAAUGGCCACCGUCACGCCGCUAACCUCCUCCCCGCUCCGCGGCCACCUCCUCCAACACCGCGCCCGCCGCCUCCACGCCAAGCACCAACCCCAUCGCCGCCUCGCGCCCCUCCCGCGCCGCCUACCACGCACCGCGCGGCUCUACUGCGCCUGCGCGCCGGACGGAGGCGGCAGCGAGGUAUCGGCCCCUCCCGCUCCCCCAGCCGCCGAGGAGCAAGCGCCGCAGGAGCAGCGGCAGGAGGAGGAGUUCACACUCCUCGCGGUCAACCGCAGCGACUUCAACGAGGUCAUCAUGGUCAUCGACUCGCCCGCCGCGCGCUACCUCGUCCUCGACCAAAGCCGGAAUGUCCACAGCAUUCUCCCGAAAACCAGUGUUUGGACCAACUCGUAUUGGGAUGAGUUCGUGAGCCUGCCAGCUAUUGUCCCUCGCGGUCCUGUUGCACUUCUAGGUUUGGGUGCUGGGACAGCAGCACAUCUGAUGCUAAAGUUUUGGCCUUGGUUACAACUUGUCGGCUGGGAGAUUGAUCCUAUGAUAAUUGAAUUGUCAAGGGAUUAUUUUGGUAUGUCUGAUUUAGAGAAGACUACAGAAUCAGGUGGUUCACUUUCUGUGCGCAUUGGUGAUGCACUUUCUCCAUCAGCUGCAAUUGAAGGAGGAUUUGCUGGAAUUGUUGUAGACUUGUUUGGUGAUGGAAAGAUCAUACCCCAGCUACAAGAAGUUGAAACUUGGUUGCAAAUUGCAAAAAAAUUAAUGCCAGAUGGUAGAAUUAUAGUGAAUUGUGGCGGAGCAGAUGCUGCUGUAUCUCUUACAGAAGAUAGCAGUCCUUCGUCCUGGGUUCAAAAUCCUACAAUUAAGGCACUAUGUUCCGCAUUUCCUGGGCAGCUAAAUUGGAAGAGACUAUCAGAGAAAGAGAGUGUAAAUUAUGUUGCACUGACGGGUCCACUUCCAGACUUGGAUGAGUGGUCGGCUUCAGUUCCUGGUGAGCUGAGCGCAAAAGUGAAACAAUGGGUACCUUGCGAGCUUGCGUGAGGACGGACAUUUUCUUCUAGUUGCACCUAAUUUUAUUCAACAACUUGUCUAUCCCCUCUCUCCAUGCUCCUUUAACCUCUGGUGAGUAAGCUCAGCUGUCGGUGGGUACCAUUCACCGUACUUCAUUACUGGAUCGGCUAGCAUCCUAUGCGCCCAUCCGGCACAUUGAAAAUCUUGUCAUUCUCGUCUUUUUACUUCAAGGUGUGUUUAUGGCAUCAUCUGCAUCUGAAGCAGUACUGUAUAAACACCCAGAUGUUCGUGGGAUACCAGUGGAAAAGGUAAUCUUUCUGGACCCAAUUUUGUUACUGAACUCUGAAGCACAGCACAGCUAAGGGCAAGCACAACUGCCUGAAUCUUGGUAGCACGCCAAGGCAAAAUUUGCAGCAAGAAGAUUGGAACCCAUACUGCAAUACAUUCUUGUCAUCUGGUGCCAGCAUUCAUGCCUUUGUGGUGUCGCAAAGCGACAAUUUCAUUUGUCUGAACAGUUGUCCAGUAGCAUUCACUGACAAUGACUAUUCUUCAGUAGCGAUCUCUGAUGGCUAUAUGUUAGUUGCCUGGUGUUUUGUGGAUGAGCUGAAUCAAAGCACCAGAAUACUCAUGCUUGACGCUUGUUGUGCUUUGGAUACCGUGUUUGCUCACCAUAUAUGUACUGAAUGUUCAUGGUCUUUAGCUUCGACCCCUCAGUUGAGUGA
Molecule: messenger RNA, 1773 nt
Organism: Phragmites australis (common reed)
Lineage: Eukaryota; Viridiplantae; Streptophyta; Magnoliopsida; Poales; Poaceae
Exons: 8
Coding region: 56-1081 (341 amino acids)
Source: RefSeq, a predicted model, not a curated record